CAAGAACGCCAACAAUUCUCACAGCGAAGUGAAAUCUUUUGUCCUGCGCGUGGAAACUUCCCUUCGCAUUUCAUCCUUUGGAGCAUCCAUGCCAGACGCUGUGGCUCUGCCUGGUUGGGCGCCUGGUAGAUCAGUGCAGCGUGAACAAGAUAUCGGCCCUGGGGUCCACCAUGUCUAUCAGUUUGUCAAUGAGGGGCCCAGCGCCAUCAGCGAAGGAGUGUUGGACCUCAGCUGUCCUCUCCGAGUGCAAGGACGAGCUGUACUGUACAUCACCCGCUACACGGUGCAGGCAAACUGUACCUCCAGCAGCCCCAUUAAUCCAUCACGUCUACAGCUGGAGCCACCUCCAACACCUCCUUCUGGGCAGGAGCAGCACUAUGUGCAGAAGCAAGAUGGAGUAUGGAACACGGGCAACAUUGGAGGCACUUUCCCUCUGAAGUGUAAUGAGGAUGAAUGUUUCCAACUUCACUGCCGCAUGGGAGCAUUGCAACGGCUACAAAGUGUCAGCUUACUCCUCUAUUUUCGCAUCUGGUCCAAAAGCUUUCAACAGAAAGAGAACUAUCCUCAGGCUAUCCAGUGUGACGCUGUUUACCAUAUGCAAAAGGUGCCCUACAAAAUCCAGCCUCUAGAGCUCCCCACCAUUGAUCUGAAGGUGUCAACAUCAAUCCAUUGGGCCAAGGCAGAGACUAGCCAGGGUGUUCCUCUAUGGAUCAUCAUCUUAGCCAUCCUGAUUGGGCUGCUGCUGUUAGCACUGCUCAUCUAUGUGCUGUACAAGCUGGGCUUUUUCAAACGUUCCCUUCCUUACGGCACAGCCAUGGAGAAAGCUCAGCUGAAACCACAAGCAGCUUCAGAGGCCUAGCAAGUCAAUGUUGCCCUCUAUGUAUGUGUGUUGCUGCUGCCACCGCCCUGCGAAGAGGCACUCGGAUCGCCCAUCAAGAGCACUGGGGAAGAGGAAGGAUUCCAACCAACACCAGCAAGGCGUAGAAGGGCAGGGCCACAGACACUGGGCCCCUUGGACGACUGCAGGGUUCCGUGCGCCAAGCACCUCUGCUUUCCCUCCGUGAAAGAGGCUCCAACCUUGACACUAAGUGCCCUCCUUUCCCAGCCACUCCCGUCCCCUGAGGCUUGGAUCAUACCAACAACUUGUGUCCUGAACUCUGAGGGCUGCAGCAGGCAUUCGCUUCCAGCCCAAGGGAAUACUUGAAGCCGCUAGAGCGGCAGGUGCUGGCCUGAUUUCAGGCCCCUUAAGUCAAGCUGUCUGUUCCGUCCAUCUGCGGGGAAGGGAUUGUCGUCGUGGACAGUUCUCAAGCUGCCGGUCUUCUUUAGAUUGACACAGCUUGGCUGAAAAAAACGAAAGGAAACAAAAAAUAAAAGCACAAUCACCUCCUGAGUCCAGCUCUUUGUCCUCCAUGGGCCAAAAUGGAGGAUCCUGGGCUCUCUCUCUCUCUCUCUUUCUCUCCUUUCCGGUCUUCCCCGGUUUGCUUCCUGUGGAGGACAACAUGGGGCAGAGACUUUAUCUGGGAAAGCAGGAUGCUCCCACAAUGCCAAAGAUUUGCCACAUUAGGAAGCCAAGCCAUCACCCGGUGUCGGCCCGGACUCGCCGACGGUCUUCGCACUGAUCUCCGGAAACCGCUUGAGAUGUUUUAUUUUUCAGAUGCCACUUUAAUGAAAAGAAGAAGGAAUGAGGAAGCGAGGGCCACCUCUUGGUAGCAGAGACAGGGGUUG
Thamnophis sirtalis is the source of this 1725-nucleotide messenger RNA. The record is from RefSeq and is a predicted model, not a curated record. NCBI's taxonomy places the organism in Eukaryota, Metazoa, Chordata, Lepidosauria, Squamata, Natricidae.